Molecule: messenger RNA, 3369 nt
Organism: Caenorhabditis angaria
Lineage: Eukaryota; Metazoa; Nematoda; Chromadorea; Rhabditida; Rhabditidae
Source: the annotation of a GenBank genome assembly
AUGGUUCGUAUGGCGGAAAGGUUGGCCGAGAAUUUUAUUCCAGAUAAAGAACGAACCGAAAGCGAACAAUUAUAUCAGAAGUACAGGUGAGAUUAAUCAGACUGUGUCUAAUGAAUCUUCAAUGAUCAUUUCUAGAUAUCGAAAAAACAGAUUGAAUUCUCGAGGUUCAAUAGGAUCACUUGGCCGAAGAGUAACACUAGUUGAAACAGAUAGUGGAUUAAUUGAAAUCCAGGAUGAUAAAGAAUUUCUCGACGCAUUCAAAGAUGCAAAUAUGGAUGCAGUUCAUCAUUUGAGUGCACCAAAUCCAAUUACACGAGCACUUUGGUGUGCAAUUAUUAUCAUUUUUGUUGUUCUUGUAUUAAUUCAAUGUUCCUAUCAAAUAAGUCUAUAUUUGAGCGAACCAGUAGCUACAAAUAUUGAAGCAGAAUAUCCGAAAAAGAUUGCCUUUCCUACUGUAGCAGUUUGUAAUAACAAUCAAUUCAGGUAAUUUUUGCGAAAUAUUUUUUUUGAUAAUAUAUAAAAUUGAUUUUAGGCUAACAUAUUUGACGGGUGGAAUUCUGAAUCGAAAAACACCGUACGUAGAUUUAAAAUCGGAUCUAAACAAAGAUAAACAUAGAAAUGAUACAAUAUUUGACGACGUUCUUCGAAAAGUCUACGAUAUGGAUGCAGUUAAAUUCCUUCGACUCGCAUCUCAUUGGAAAUCUCGAAUGGUACUCGGAUGCACUUGGCCAAACGGGACAUCGUGUAAUGAAAAAGACUUCAAGGCAGUUUGGACAACAACAGGAUUAUGUUGGGCAAUCAACACAGAUCCACAAAAUCCAGUGGAAGUUUAUGGAAGUGGCCCAAAUCAUGGUUUGAAACUUCUGUUAAAUGUUGAAAGUUAUGAACGGGUUGAUGCUUGUAACGACCACUUUCGAACUGAUAGUUUACCAGGUAUGAAAAUUAUGAUCUACAAUCAAACAGAUGUUCCGGAAAGCAGUCAGACUGGUGUUAAUGUUCCACCUGGUUAUUCAAUGGACAUACCAUUCAAAAUGCAUCAUGUAAGUGACUUUGAAAUACUUGAUUUGAAGAAAAAAUAAGUUUUCAGAGAAAAAAGUUAGCUGGAAGUCAGUGCAUUGAAGAAAAUGAAUUUCACAAAGAAGCAAGUACAAAUUUCAAUGACCCAUUAAAUAUUCGAACUUGCUCAUUGCGAUAUUAUAUGGAAAAAGUUGAAAAUGAAUGUGGAUGUUCGAUGAGAAGACAAUUCACCGAUGCUGAUAAUGAAUACAAAAAAUCUGGUGAUUUUUUAUAAAAUGAAAUUAAAAUUAUUUUUUCUUAAAUUCAAUUUCAGACUAUAAUAUCGAGGCUUGCAAUGUCGAUCAAUAUUUCUCCUGCGCUCAAAAAGUUAUCAAAGAACUUGGAAACAAGGGAACAUCUAAUAAAUGUCUACCACCUUGUAAAUCUAUCGAUUAUACAGCGUGGCAAGAUAUGAUGUUACUUCCAUUAAAUAUUAUGCCAAAUCAAGAAGAUAUUGCGAUUGAACAAACUGUGAAUGAAUAUGAAAAUGAGCAAGAAACUGAAGAAGAAUUUGAAUUACGGAAUAAGGUGAGAAAAAGGUUUUUUUGAAAGAAAAAUAUUACGAAUGAGAAAUUCUUUAAAGAACGAGAGCGUUGUCAAAGAGGAGGAUAUAAACUUAUGCGAACCUUAUGAAAUAUUGGAUAAGGGAAAAGCUGAAAAAAUAAAACGACUAGCUUAUCUUGCCUAUGAAGCACAAUCUAGACAUCAACAUGAUAUAUUUUAUCGGACCAAGAAACAAAUUGAUUAUAUUAAUUCAUUGGUGAGCAAAAUCAAAGAGCAUAAAUGGGGUUGGAAACCGGAAGAUUUUAAUGGAAUUCCGCAGAGAUUAGCGCAUUUGGAAUGUUAUGCUAACUUUACGUGAGUUUACAGGAGGGUGUUUCAAAGGAAAAUCUCAAUUUCAGCGACCGAUAUGAAGAUAUCAGUCAAAUUUUAUCUUUGCGUGAUAGCAGUGAGGAAAAAAGAGCGAAGCAAAUAUCCUAUGUGAGUUCUGUCCCACUUUUUUCUUCAAAAAAAAAAAUAAAAAUUGAAUUCAGUUGGUCGAUGAAUCAAACUACAAAAGUUAUUCAUUCAAAUCAAUCGGUGAUUUAAAAUCAAGAUAUGGAAGUGAUCGAAUUGAUGAAAUACAAGAAGAAGUUUCAGCGAUCACAAAAGUCACCGAUGCUUUGUGGAAUAUAUUUAACACUGAAGAAUAUAUCGAUACAAUAACUAAAGAUUUUUGGAGAAUGGAUAAAAUUAUCGAACUUAUGAAUCAAUAUGAUCAGAAGAAGCUUGACCGUAAAAAUUGGGCUGAGAAAAUGCAAUCCGCUAAAAUGCGAUUCUUUUAUGAAGAUGAAUUUCACAAUAAUUUCUAUACACCAAUCACAAAAGAUUUUCAAACAAUGAAUAAGAAUAUAAUUGAUGUGAUGGAACUUUGGGAAGAAAUUGAGAUGUUUAUCAAAAGAGGAACUGCUGGAAAAACUGGAGCAAUUACAAUAUUUGGAGAUGAAAAAAGAGAAAAUCAAAUACGUUUUGAGAAAAUGAUCAUUGAAAUGUAUGAAUGUGUUAAAAAUAAUGUAUCACUUGAAAUUAAAAAACACGAAGCAAGAUUGAGAUCGCAAUAUGGACAAUUGAAACUCGCUUACAAAGGACUUUUUGAAAAUGAUCUCAAUGGAUAUAUUAAAAACUUUGACUUCGGUUCGAAAUUUGUCAAUGAAAACUUUGCAAUGGUCAAUAUUUUCCUACAUAAAAUGCAUCUUGAAACAUGGAGUCAAGAUAGAACUUAUGGUUUUUGGAGUUUGGCUUGUGAUAUUGGAGGAGCACUUGGAUUAUUCUUGGGAACAUCUCUUUUGACGAUCAUUGAAAUUGUUUAUUUAUGCAUUCAAUAUGGAAUUUGUGGAAAACGAGCAAAAAAUCUACAAUGUAUUCCACUGUGAGCUCAAAAUUUGGUUUUUUUCACAUUUCUAAUCAAACAUUUUUCUACAGAGAAACUUUCAAAGACAAACUUCACGACAUUGUAGUUUGUGAUUGUUGUCGAAAACAAAUAUCGACAAAACCAAGAUUAUAUCAAAAACGAAGUCAAAGUUAUCAGCGACGAUAUACAACUUCAGAUCAAAAUAUCGAUGAAAAUGAGAAAUAUCGAUCAAGAACUGUUAGUGGAGAUUCGAAGAAGAAGAAUAUCUGGAGAGAAUCUCCAAGAGAUUCGAUGAGCCAAUCAGAGGUUCGUAAAUAUUGUUUUUUUUUAAAUUUUCCCCGAAUCCCAAAAAAUUACAGCUCACCUAUUUUUUGGACCAAGUGCAGAGAAGUUCGAAUCCUCCGAAAUAUGAAGAAGGUUAG